This is a messenger RNA of Micropterus salmoides (largemouth bass), 3312 nucleotides long. It is a transcript of the gene abhd3, whose product is annotated as abhydrolase domain containing 3, phospholipase. The transcript is spliced from 9 exons. Bases 111 to 1349 code for a protein of 412 amino acids. Gene Ontology annotation, molecular function: A2-type glycerophospholipase activity; acetylesterase activity; monoacylglycerol lipase activity. The record is from RefSeq and is a predicted model, not a curated record. NCBI's taxonomy places the organism in Eukaryota, Metazoa, Chordata, Actinopteri, Centrarchiformes, Centrarchidae. Gene Ontology annotation, biological process: medium-chain fatty acid biosynthetic process; phosphatidylcholine metabolic process; medium-chain fatty acid catabolic process.
UCAAGUCCCCUUGACUGUCUCCUUCACGGUGGGCUCGAAGGCACACACAGCUGACGUUCAACCGAGCUGGCCGCUGUCCUCACGCUGUGGGUGAAAACAGGGACCUUGCAAUGAUCUCGCUGGACUUCAAUUUCAACAUUUUGACAAGGGACCUGUCACAUUAUUUGGAAAAUCAAGUGAAAGUUGGGCUGUUCGGUUCGGGUGUAGGGCUGUCUCUGGUACUGGGCUUUAGCGCAGCGUACACCUGCUACUAUCUGCUUUCAGUAGCGAAGAAGCCACAGCUCAUCUCAGGGGGUAAGAAGUUCUACCACUUUCUGAGGGAGCAAUGUCCGGUGGUGUCAGAGACCUACUACCCCACCUUUUGGUGCUGGGAGAGCCGCAUCCAGACUCUGCUGAGACCCUUUGUCACAGCCAAACCUGGGGUCGUCUACAGAAAUGAGCUUAUUAGGGCAGCAGAUGGAGGACAGAUCUCUUUGGAUUGGUUUGACAACGACGACAGCCUCUCUCAUCCUGACCCUGCCACCAGGCCCACUGUCCUGCUUCUGCCCGGUCUGACCGGCACCAGCCGAGAGUCCUACAUCCUGCACAUGGUCCAACAGAGCCGGGAUCUGGGUUAUAGAUGCGUGGUAUUCAACAACAGAGGGGUUUCCGGGGAAACACUGCUGACCCCAAGGACCUACUGUGCAGCCAACACAGAGGAUCUGGAGAUGGUUAUUGAGCACAUCCAGGGGACUAAUGAAGCUGCUCCAAUCAUGGCUGCUGGAGUAUCAAUGGGCGGGAUGAUGCUGGCCAACUACUUGGGCCGCAAGGGCCGGGAAACCUGUCUGAAAGGUGUCGUAGCCUUCUCAGCAGGCUGGGAUGUGUUUGAGUGCACCGCUUCACUGGAAAAACCCCUGGACCGUUUCCUCUUUAACUCCUACCUCACCAGCUGCCUACAAGCCUCUGUGCACAGACACAGACCAGUGCUUGAAAAGUGUUAUGACAUCGAUCAUGUCAUGAAGGCAAGGACCAUUCGUGAGUUUGACGAGAGGUUCACCUCCAUAAUGUUUGGCUAUCCUACCAAUGAUGACUACUACCAUGAUGCCAGUCCUGUCCACAGGCUGAAAUCUGUGCAGGUGCCAAUGCUGUGUCUGAACGCUGCUGAUGACGUCUUCUCCCCGUCUCAUGCCAUUCCAGUGGAGGCAGUGAAGCAGAAUCCAAACCUGGCCAUGCUCAUCACCUGUCAUGGCGGCCAUAUUGGUUUCCUCGAGGGCCUGUGGCCUCGACAGAGCACUUAUAUGGAUCGAGUCUUCAAGCAGUUUGCUCAGGCGGUCAUCGAACAAGGCAGCCGACUCAAAGACCUCUCCUGAUAAGAGAACUUAAAGUGUUCCUCUAGAUUCACUUCCUUCCUUCCUCUCUUAUGUUCCUUUCUUGAUUCCUUCCUUUUCUUUCAUUUUUUUGCCAUCCAUCUUUCCUUGCUGCAUUCCAUCCAUUUCUGAUUCCAUUCUUCCUUGUUUUUUGCUACCUUCAUUCCUUUGUUACUUCCUUUGACCUUUUUUCCUUGCCCUUCAUCCCUCCUUACUGCAUUCCAUCCAUCCUUUAUUCCAUCCCUCUUUACCUAAUCUUUUUCCGGCUAUUUCCUUCCGUCCAUUGACCUUCCUUUAUCUUUGCCCUCCAUCCUUCCGUCCCAUUCUUCCCCCUGCCACAAGCAAAAAAAACAUUCUUUCUCAUUUGAAAGGCACAUCUAAUUGAAUGCAGUGUUGCUUUCAACAUUCACUUAUUUAUUCCACACAGUUACCAAGUCAUUGUAUGUAACCAUACUCUCAAUAGUAUGCACAUUGACUAAAAACAAGCAUAGCUGUUCAUGUCACUGUUGAAAAGCUGAAUCUUUGCCCAUCUUGUUUAGUUGCAUUAGCUAGCUAAGAUAUUAUGCGAUUAACUUGUGCAAUUAUUUUCUUUUGAAGUUAACACAAGUACUGUACAUGAAAAUCCAACCAUCUUUGUUAAUGAUGCGUCCUUUAUUACUCAUAUCAGUAGGAUUUUAGCCCUCAGGGAUUGUCUUUAUUUUCUCAUACUUCUUUCCUUUUUGUGCAGUUUUGUUUUGUCAGUCAUUCUCCUUUAGUUCUUAUUUUCCUCAGUUAAAGGUAUAUGUUAUUUACCACUGGCAUAUGGUUGUUUUUUUUUCUUUAAAGUAAUAGUUUGAUAUAGGACGAUACACUUAUUUACUUUCUUGCAGAGAGUUAGGUGAGAAGGUUAUUCAACUCUCAUGUGAGUUCAUUAAAUAUGAAGCUACAGUCAGCCGUUGAUUAGCUUAGCUUAGCAUGAAGACUGGAAGUAUGGGGGGAAACAGCUAGCUUAGUUCAGUCCAAAGGUACGUAAGCUACGCUAACCAGCUGCUGCAUAUGUGACGUAUAGACAUAAGAGUAGUAGCAAUCUUUUCAUGUAACUCUUGGCAAAGAAAGUAAAUGAGUAAUUCUGAUCCUUCUUUUAACCUCCUGCAUGUACCUUUACUAUCACACAUUCUACUUUUACACACACCAAAUAGCUCUACAAAUGUAUAUGAAGAAUAAUUCAUUAAUGACAAGGAAUGUGAAAUUGCACUAUUUUAGUUGAUACUAUCAUGCCUCUAACUCCUUAAUGCAAGGCACUUCAUUCGAUAUAUGAAAGGAUAUCCCAAAGGCUGAACAGAGCAGUAUAUGAAUUCCAUGAGGUUUUCUUUGUGGGAAUGUUCGUGGUUAUUAUUGUAAAAAAAAAGACUGAGGGUGCUAGAUACGGUGAUGUGGAUGAAGUAAUGCACACAGGAAGACAGAGUGUGUACAUAUUGGCUCUUUGAAGUGGUGAAUGUUGCUUUACAACAUGCAUAGUAUCAUUAAUGGAACCUGGUUGUCAGUCGUUUUAGAUGUCGUUUCGCCAACAAUGAUCAAGGGGCUGGCUACCGUGUAUGAGUUGGCAUCAAUGAAACGAGCAGAUCUGACUGGAGGCCAGAUUUUCAGUAAUGCACUGCAUGGCGGAUUUUGACUUCCUGUUCCUGUGGAAUUUCAGUGUCUUGUUUGUUCUGCCAAGUGUCCAUUGAGUAGCAUGUGUCUCAUCGGCAUCAUCAGGUCCUGAACCUUAACACUUUGUAAUCUGUAGCACAAAAUGUUUGUUUUCUCAUAGGACGCUGCAUUUCAUUUUGUACACUACAUAAAAAAAGAAAGAAAAAACAAUGUGUUUAACAUGUGCAGCAAUAAGAUUUUAAAUUAUAAAAAAUUGUCUCUAUAGUAUAAGUACCAGUAUAUGCACAUUAUCAACAUGAGUGUAAUAUGCUGUAUUUAAUAAAUUAUUAAACAGAGU